This is a messenger RNA of Haemonchus placei, 627 nucleotides long. The record is from the annotation of a GenBank genome assembly. Lineage: Eukaryota; Metazoa; Nematoda; Chromadorea; Rhabditida; Trichostrongylidae.
AUGAGAGAAAUUAAAAGUCAAUGGAAGGACAAUAUAAAAGGCGCGGUCGUCAAUGGGUUAAAUGGCUUGAUUUUUACGAUCUCAGGAAUAACGUCUGUUCUUGGUGGUGCACUCAGUUGCAGUAAUAUGCAAACUAUAAGACUUACUUCACUUUACUUCCGCAGAUUACUUCAAGAAAUCCAAAGUUCAUCAAUCGGCAUCAGAUGUAAAGUAAUUAGUGAAUCUUUCCAGCACGGAUAUUGCCCUCGAGCAGUGUUUUGCGCGUUCGCUCAUCAUGAUUCGGAACUUCACGUUCAAAGAACGCCGUACGUCACGAGUACCCAAGCCAGUCCAAAAGAGCAGUCCAGCCCGAAUACGAAUGGAGGUGAUUCAAUGCGGUUUGGAUCGCCCAUCUCGAACGGAACGUCGGCGCCUUCGUACUCGGUCUGUCACUGUGCUCUAAUACUUAAUUUAUUCUGCUUUUAUCAAAAGAUUUACGAACAUGUAACAGGAUGGUUGUGGGAAGUAUGGUUAAUGAGCUAUUUACCGAAAAAGCAAAUGCACCGCCGAGCGGCCAACGUUCCAUGUGGUAGUAUUGAGUUGCGCCCUUGGAAAAAGCUUACUCAACGUCUAGUUAUUUAUGCUUGA